AUGUGCCGAUCACUGGAUAGUGUAAUCAAAUCGCUGCAAAACCUGCUACCCGAGCAGACUAACCCACCCGGCGACGCCGAUGGACAUGAGGUGCGAGCAUCGCCUCCAGAAAUCGCACUCGAACUUGUUGCCCAGGUUGUACAAGCUGAGGCUCGUAGCUACCCUACGACACCGGAGGAAUUGAGGGUAUUUCGUAAGUUCACCGAAGCAUCCAUGCGAGAAAGCUGGCUAACACUGAAUCCAGUUGAACAGAUGAAGACUACGGUGCAUGAUCUUGGCUUGAAGAAGAGAGUCCUUCCUCUGUGCUCUUACGUCAUCUUUCCAUCCAAGAGCCGCCAGUCUGAGCGAGGACUGCACUGGGUCACCGUCCGCUCCACGUUCAUGGGAUGGAAUCACAAAGGCCAACAAGCACUGUUGAAAGAACGCCGGGAUGGCCUCGCAAAGUCGUUCGCUCACCUACCUGCUAUGCAGCGCGCCAAACAAGACCUCAUCAACAAGUUCAAGGACCAUGACAUUCCGCAGGGUACCGAGUCACCCUACGAAAAGGCUCCUCCAUCCCUUAGUCCUGGUAUCGCCUUCGACAAUAACAUCAAGGCCCGCUUGCCUUGUCAGAUAUGCGGGUACUUCCAUAAUUUCCACAUCUCGCAUGAGGUUGGAAAGACGAAAAGGAUGGACGAGCGCCUUUGGAAGAAGGAAAGGGCGAUCUUCUCGUGCGCCGAGCUGGGUGUCGCUGCAAUUAUGCAUUGCGUUGACGAGUUUGACCGAAGGCGCGAGGGGUCGUAA
Messenger RNA from Alternaria hordeiaustralica, 783 nucleotides. RefSeq lists its product as uncharacterized. The record is from RefSeq and is a predicted model, not a curated record. Bases 1 to 783 code for a protein of 260 amino acids. Lineage: Eukaryota; Fungi; Ascomycota; Dothideomycetes; Pleosporales; Pleosporaceae. The transcript is spliced from 2 exons.